AUGGAGAAGGCGGCCGGCGCGGAGCCGCGGCGGCGCUCAGGCUCCAGCCCGGCCCCGGCCCCCGAGCCCGGCCGGUCUCCCAGCCCCAGCCGCCUGGACGUGAGCUCGGCCCGCUUCGACCCGCUGCUGGCGCUGUACUCGGCCCGCACGCCGCUGCCCUUCCCCGGCGCGCCCUGCUUCAACAACCUGGCCGAGUACGAGAGCUUCCAGCGGGGCCUGCGCCGCCCGGCCGCCCGCCGCGGCCCGCCCGCCGCCCGCAGCACCCGCCGCCGCCCGCCCGCCGCCGACCCCGAGCGCCUCCAGCGCCUCCGCAGCCUCAUGGUCCACCGGGACCCCGAGCGCGAGGCGGCGGCCCGCGGCCGGGCCGGGCCCCGCCGGGCCCCGCGCAACGUCCUCACCAGGAUGCCGCUUCAUGAAGGCAGCCCUCUUGGUGAACUACAUCGUUGUGUCAGAGAUGGUGUAAAAGUCAAUGUCCACAUCCGAACUUUCAAGGGGCUGCGAGGAGUCUGCACAGGGUUUUUGGUUGCAUUCGACAAAUUCUGGAAUAUGGCCUUGACAGAUGUAGAUGAGACGUACAGAAAGCCUGUACUGGGCAAAGCGUUCUACAGUGAACCUCAGCUGACUCUUACCAGGCUGUUUGACAGACUCAAACUGCAGGAGUCCUUGAUAAAGAAGGGAGCUGACUCAAGGACUGCAGCCGAGGAGCCAGCCCUGACAAAUGAAUCCAAGAUGUUUGGACGGAAAGCUGGGUCAGGACGGGGGAGAGCAGAGGACGAGUGUGGGAUGCAGAAAUUUUUGAGUGGAGCUGAAGAAAAGAAGACAACGAAUGACAACUUGCAUCUGGCAGUCAGGAAUAAGGCUGACCUGCCGAGCAGGACUGCCCAGACAGAGGGUACUAGUGCAGGGGGUGCUAAUGCAAAAGGCCAGCCACGGAAAAAACGGAGGCCCAAAGUGGAUUAUCAGCAGGUGUUUACACGUCAUAUAAACCAGAUAUUUAUCCGAGGAGAGAAUGUCUUGCUUGUUCAUUUAGCACAUUGACUUGGCCGAGCCUUAGU
This is a messenger RNA of Emys orbicularis (European pond turtle), 1055 nucleotides long. It is a transcript of the gene LSM11, whose product is annotated as LSM11, U7 small nuclear RNA associated. Gene Ontology annotation, molecular function: U7 snRNA binding. The coding region runs from base 1 to 1038 and encodes 345 amino acids. Lineage: Eukaryota; Metazoa; Chordata; Testudines; Emydidae. Gene Ontology annotation, cellular component: U7 snRNP. The record is from RefSeq and is a predicted model, not a curated record. Gene Ontology annotation, biological process: mRNA 3'-end processing by stem-loop binding and cleavage. The transcript has 4 exons.